AUGAAGCUCUUUUUAAUUAUCCUCAUGUGCAUGUCCCUUCUCGCUUCGGGCAAAGUAGUGGGCUAUGAACGACCAUCUAUCUACCCCAAAUCUGGGAUGUACAGCCUCUGGGUCAACAGCACUGCUAUGCAAAUUGUCGCUUAUUCUGGCUACGACUAUGUUCAACUGUCCAUGUCCGAAGGUUAUCCUACCGAAUUCCGACUCCGAGUAAUCCCCGGCGGAAAUGUCGAUUCAUAUAACAUUUCUCCCGAGAAAUGGCAAAUCAAACCCAAAAAAGACGGCAAAGACCUCGUCUUCUCAGUAGUGGAUGCCCACUAUCUUAUAAUCACGAUCAACGGUAUCAAGGAGAUAGUAAUCUGUGCUGAUCCGUUGGAAACAGACGUGCCGCCCUCUUCUGGACCAGGAAUCUUCAAUGUCCUCAACUAUGGGGCCGACAAUACCGGCGUAACACUCAACAUCGGCAUUCAAAGUGCUCUUGAUGCCGCAGGCAAGAGUCCCGGCAGUAUUGUCUAUGUCCCCGCUGGGGUAUAUAAAGCUGGGAAUCUGAAGGUGCGUUCGCAAACCUCACUCUACCUUGCCGGCGGCUCUGUGAUACGUAACACUGGUAUUAAAAGCGACUAUACUAUACACUACAACAAGACUGGGCUCUUACCCGGUACUUGGUGGAUUUCGACAGAGUUUAACAGUAAAGAUAUCAAAAUCUAUGGCCGUGGUACUAUCGAUGGCCAAGGAGGUAUUGGCCGUGUUGACAACGAUUUCAUCGCAGACAUGGUUGUCCCUGUGGAUACAGCACAUUUCAUUUUCGACGGCCCAUUGAUCCGAGAUUCCUCAUUUUGGGCUCUGACGCCUAUUCAAAGUACCGAUGUUGCCUUGAAGAACGUCAAGAUCUUGAACAGAUUCGAUAUCGGCUAUGAGGACGAUGGGAUCGACGUUAUGGAAUCUACGAACGUACGGACUUAUAGAGCGAUUGCUAUAUCGAAGGAUGAUUGCUUCUCCACUAAAACAUGGCCAAAAGAUAUAGGCACCACCGUGCCUUAUCCCCAUGACCCAAUGCCGCUGGACAACGUGAUUUUCGACGAUUGCGUUGCGUGGACCCAAUGUUAUGGAUACAAGAUCGGCCAAGGCGUAUACGAGGACCAGUCUAACGUCGUAUUCAAGAACAGCGUAGUAUACAAGGGCGCGGUUGGGAUUGGUAUCGAUCACAAAUUCGGGUCUGCGAAAGUCAGCGACGUGACGUUCUACAAUAUCGAGAUUGAGCACAUCAGCGGCCUGGCUGGUGACAAGUGCAGUUGGCUGGAUCUCUACAUUCAACAACCUGGAACAGCGGGCGCUGGACCUAUCGAGGGUGUGAAAAUCAACGAUAUUAAGGUUAACUCUAAGGGAACUCAGGGGGCGUACAUUCAGGGGUAUAAUUCUGCGAAUACGAUCAGCGAUGUCACACUUCAAAAUAUUUACAUGCUGAGACAGACGACUCCGGCAAAAACGUUCGCGGAAAUGGAUAUUACACAUAUGGACUUUAGCAGUAAUGUAAAGAUUGUUACUUAG
Molecule: messenger RNA, 1545 nt
Organism: Venustampulla echinocandica
Lineage: Eukaryota; Fungi; Ascomycota; Leotiomycetes; Helotiales; Pleuroascaceae
Product: Glycoside hydrolase family 28 protein
Exons: 1
Coding region: 1-1545 (514 amino acids)
Biological process (GO): carbohydrate metabolic process
Molecular function (GO): polygalacturonase activity
Source: RefSeq, a predicted model, not a curated record